This is a messenger RNA of Astyanax mexicanus (Mexican tetra), 4222 nucleotides long. RefSeq names its product myosin, light chain kinase 5 (gene mylk5). NCBI's taxonomy places the organism in Eukaryota, Metazoa, Chordata, Actinopteri, Characiformes, Acestrorhamphidae. The record is from RefSeq and is a predicted model, not a curated record. Gene Ontology annotation, molecular function: protein kinase activity; protein binding; ATP binding. Bases 291 to 2903 code for a protein of 870 amino acids. Gene Ontology annotation, biological process: protein phosphorylation. The transcript has 17 exons.
UGAGUUACAGAAGAAGUGAAGCAGUUGUAUGUGUCAGAGAGGGAGGAGGGAGAGAGAGAGAGAGAGAGAGUUAGAGAGAGGUGAGGGGCAUGUUCAGAGCAGUGAGGGGAGCAUUAGUGCGUGAGAAAACUACAAGGGAGUGAAAGACAGAAGGGAAAGACAGAAGAGGAGAAAUAGAGAGAAAGAAAGAGAGAACAGACGCAAGUGUGGAAGUUUGAUAAGCAGUGGGGGAAAUGUGUUAGAGGGUUAGUGUGUGUGUGUGUGUGUGUGUGUAUCCGGUGUGGAAGGCUAUGACUGCUUGUGAAGGACAGAAGCGAUAUGUGUCUACUCUCAGGAUCCAGCUGUCAGCUCCAACAUCUGGAGGAGUCAAAUGCUCAAACACCUCCACUACCAGCAGCACCGGCAGCACCUCCAAGAUCACAGAGAGACCAGCACUCUACCCCGUGGAUGAGGUGGAUAAAGGUGCCAUUCCUGUCUUCCUCGAGCCCCUUCAGGACAGCAUUGUGGAUGAAGGAAGUGACAUCACACUAAGGGGCGUCAUUACAGGGAAACAGCCAAUCAGAGUAUCCUGGUUUCAUAAUGGUGAGGUAAUGAUGUUUGGUGAGAGCUCAUUGGUUAGAGGAGAGGCGACGCUGGUUAUAAAGGAAUGUCUGCCGGAAGAUGCCGGAGCGUACACCUGUGUAGCGGAAAACACUGCAGGGAAAACUUCCAGCAGCUCAGCCGUGUGUGUCAAAGAAACGGCUGGUCGGCGCAAUCAUUCGCACUCGUCUCGAGAUCCUGCUCCUGGACUGAAAAACGGCGUCGUGAAAUCACCUCAGACUGUUCUGGAUGACCGAAGUGUUUUCAGAGGACCAGAUUCUCCUCAAACACCAAGUCCUCAAACACAGAGUCCCACUCACAGAAAAGAGGUGACAGGAAAGAGGAGAAGCAGCUCAGGGACAGUUAUCCCGCUGCAGGUGAUCUCCCCUCGUGAUCAAGUGAAGGUUCGGCUUGGGGAGGGUGUGCGUCUGAGUUGUGAGUUUAAAGGCAGCUAUCCAGUCGUGUCCUGUUGGAUCCGCAACGGAAAAGAGGUGUUGGAUGGUGGUAGGUACUCUAUAGUGAGCAGUAGUGACAGGAGCACUCUUGUUAUUUCGGACGCUCAGCCUGAGGACUCUGGACGAUACACUCUAGUCGUACGAGAUCGCAAUAGCUCCACCCAGCAUACGCUUACCUUGUCUGUCAUUGAGCGCCCCCAGCCCCCUGCAUCGUGCCCGGUGGUGUGUGUUCUCUCUGAGGACUCGGUGGUCCUCUCCUGGUCCGGCCCGUGUUACGACGGCGGUUCGGCCGUCACCGGAUAUGUGGUUGAGGUUCAGUCUGUAGACUCUGGUCACAGUGGUCUCUGGACCGAGCUUUCAGCCCACUGUAGAAGCACAUCUCUGAGAGUAAGCACCGGACUCCAGCCUCAGGGACAGUACCGCUUUAGAGUGAGAGCCUGUAACACUGUGGGGGUCAGCGAACCCAGCCAGGAGUCUCCAGUGAUCAAGAUGGACAGCUCAGGAGAACAUCAUGAAGAGAAGAUAAAUGAUUUUGUCUCCGUUACCAUUGAUGAUUCACACAAAGUGACUGACCACUACAAUGUACUGGAGAAACUAGGAGUAGGAAAGUUUGGUCAGGUGUUCCGGCUGACCCAUAAGGAGACGGGCCGUGUGUGUGCCGGGAAGUUCUACAAGGGUCGCCGGGCGAAGGAGAGAGAUGCGGCCAAGAAAGAGAUAGAACUGAUGAACUUCCUCCACCACCCUAAACUGGUGCAGUGCCUGGCAGCUUACGACAACAAGCCUGAAAUAGUGAUGGUCAUGGAGUUUAUUGCAGGUGGGGAGCUGUUUGAGCGCAUUGUGGAUGAUAAUUAUGAGCACACAGAACCGUCAAGUGUGGGCUACAUGCGUCAGAUCGUGCAGGGGAUCCAGUACAUGCACCAGCAGAACAUCGUCCACCUAGACCUCAAACCCGAGAACAUUGUGUGUGUGGACAGAACCGGCAUUCAGAUAAAAAUCAUCGACUUCGGGCUCGCUGCCAAGCUGGAUCCCUCAAACCCAGUGAAGGUGAUGCACGGCACCCCUGAGUUUGUGGCUCCAGAAGUCAUCAACUAUGAACCCAUCUGCCUGGCGACAGAUAUGUGGAGCAUUGGAGUGAUCUGUUAUAUACUGUUGAGUGGUGAGUCUCCGUUCCUCGGGGACAGUGAUUCAGAAACCCUGGCUCUAGUGACCGCAGCUCAGUGGGAGUUUGAUGAGGAAAGCUUCGAGGACAUCACUGACCAGGCCAAAGAUUUCAUCAGCUCUCUACUGCACAAAGAUGUCAGACGUCGGUUGUCAUGUGAAGAAGCUCUGUCCCACUCCUGGAUGGUGGCGUUUGAGUCUGCGAAUCCCAGUUCUGCCAAAAACCUUUCCAAAGACAAGAUGAAGAAGUUCUUAGCCAGGCAGAAGUGGAAGAAAACAGGCAAAGCCGUGCUGGCUCUGAAGAGGAUGGCCUUACUGUCUAAAGCCGAUAGUUCAGCUUCUCUCCCCAGCCCUGUGGACGAAACAGAACAGGCUCUAAAGUCUUUAGAAAAGAAGAUGCAGUCCAAGCCUGAGUUCACGAAGACACCAAUAGAUCUUUCUGUCUUUGAGGAGUCCACUGCCGAGUUCUUCUGCCAUGUUACUGGCUAUCCAGACCCUGAGGUGGUGUGGCUGAAGGAUGGAGAGGUGCUGGAGGAGGAGGAGGGAAGUGUACAGGUGGAGUAUGAGGAGGGUGGAACCUGCACCCUGAUCCUGGAGAACGUUUCUCUGGAGCAGAAUGGGACCUACUCCUGCAGAGCCACCAACAUCCACGGGGAGGCGCUGUGCUCUGCCAAACUCACUGUGGUGGAUCAGGAAGAAGACACAGACUGAUGAUAAAUGUCUUAAACACUUCAAGAUUUAGAUAUAGAAGAUAUAGAUUAAGAUAUUAAGAUAUAUAUAUAUUUUGAUAUGUAUGCACAUUUUUCUUUUUCUCUCUUAUUGUAACUGUUAACCUGUCACUCACGUUCAUGGUCCAUGUCUCUCUUUUUACUUAAAAUAUGUACCAGGUUACUCUCCUGUAGUUACAUAAUACGUAUAUAUCACCACAUUUAAGUGCUCUUAAGCAUCAUGUAACAGCACUUUUUACAAGUUUUAGUAAAAAAAAAUCUCUUGCUGUCUGCUGAAAAGACCCGAAACAUAUUACAUACAUAUAGCUCAAAAAAAAAUAGAGUUUCUUUGAUUUUACCAAAUUGAAAACCUCUGGAAUAUAAUCAAGAGGAAUAUGGAUAAACACAAGGCAUCAAACCAAGCUGAACUGCUUGAAUUUUUGCACCAGGAGUGGCAUAAAGUUAUCCAAAGGCAGUGUGUAAGACUGGUGGAGGAGAACAUGCCAAGAUGCAUGAAAACUGUGAUUUAAAACCAGGGUUAUUCCACCAAAUAUUGAUUUCUGGACUUAUUGAAUAUUAACUUGUUCUUUGCACUAUUUAAGGUCUGAAAGCUCUUUUCAGCCAUUUGUCAUUUUCUCCAAAUAAAUGCUCUAAAUGACAAUAUUUUUACUUAGAAUUUGGAAGAAAUGUUGUCUGUAGUUUAUAGAAAAAAACAAUGCUCAUUUCACUCAAACAUAUACCUUUAAAUAGCAUAAUCUUGAGAAUUGAGAAACUGGUUAAGGAACUGGAAUGGUCUCUUAAUUUUUUCCAGGGCUGUAUAUUUCCAGAAUUUUCCUGUAACACCAAGAAAUCCAACAGUGCAGACAAAGCUUCUGGCCUCAGUGUGAUUGAUGGAUUCUAGGUUUAAACAGAGAGUCAAGACAAACUCUUCAGACUUAGGACCUCAGAGAGAAGUUUAUUUGUAUACAAAUUAAGUGUCUUUGUUGUUCAGAGAAGAUUUUUGAAUAGAAAUUGGAGCCCAAGGCAAGAGCAUUAGUAAAGUCAGAAUAUUGGAUGGUGACCACCCCACCUCAUCCUUAACUGUUCAUUUUUAUCUCAAAAGUAUUUUAUGGAGCACCAUCAUUCCAGAGAACAUUCAACAGCUCAGUGCUGGGUCGUUUAUACCCCACUAGCCCCUGUCUGGCUAGUGUGGCUUGUCAUUUUGCCAAUAAGGGAGUCCUAUUCUAUUGGCAGUACUUGUCUACAGGCACUAGGCAAGAUAUGCUUGUUGCAUAUUUUAUUUCAUUUUACCUGACUUUUGAAUAAACUCGAAAUAUUUAAUGA